This is a messenger RNA of Aspergillus terreus NIH2624, 3261 nucleotides long. RefSeq lists its product as uncharacterized. The transcript has 2 exons. Lineage: Eukaryota; Fungi; Ascomycota; Eurotiomycetes; Eurotiales; Aspergillaceae. The record is from RefSeq and is a predicted model, not a curated record. The coding region runs from base 1 to 3261 and encodes 1086 amino acids.
AUGGUCGAUAACCCAGCGGAGAACGGGCUUAGGCCUCACCACCAAAAGCACCCGUCGCGAGCCGGAUCGCUGUCAGCUUUGUCCCUCACCGCACCUGCGGACCGACCGACCGAUGCUGCUUCUGACACAACAGGUCACGCAUCUGGAUCUGGGACAGAAACGCCAACGAUUCCGCACGCUGGACUGACGCAAUUACCUCCAAACAGCCCGGCGAAAGAUAACAUCAAAGAGGGACUAGGAAGCUUAAAUCGGUGGUCCCAAUCGACAACGUCGAGCAAUAGCCGUGCUUCUCCAAAAAGCGGGUUGAGCCCGGCCCGGGCACCUCGAACAACUGGACCGCCCCGGCACAGCAGUGAACAUGGUCUACCACAACUCCAGUUGCCCGAUAUUGGCGCUUUGCCCAGCCUUUCAUCCGGGAUCGCUGACACGACUCCGUGGCACUCCGAAGUUCCUCCAGUGUCCGACACUCUGUUCCAAGACCCGUGGUCCAAGACCAGUGACGAAUCCAAAUCAGCCGAAAACACCUUUGAGACAUCCGGCCAUCGUUAUAACCACAGCGCGAAUUCAAUUGAUGUGGGCAUUCCAUUCGGUUUAGGGAAUAAGCAAAACCAGGAAAGGCGGAAAAAAGGCCAUUCCCAGAAAGCCAUGCUGUCGAAGGCUCUUCAAAAGGCCAACACGGCCGUCCUGCUUGAUAACGCGGCGAAUUUUGAAGGUGCCAUGGAGGCCUAUAAUGAUGCUUGUCAACUCCUGCAACUCGUAAUGCUUCGGAGCAACGGUGGAGAAGAUGAGAAAAUGAAACUCCAAGAAAUCCGGGAUACCUAUAUGCUCCGAGUACAUGAAUUGGAACGGAUGGACUUUUCCUAUCGCGAACCAGAUAGUAAAGCGUUACCGGAACGUCCGUUGAGCCAGGAAAGUUAUGCAGAUAUGUUUCAACCGAUUGAGGACCAUCCAGAUGGCGUAUAUGCAGACGAUGACAUGGAACCCGUGGGGACUAUCCACCACUCGCGGGCAGACUCCAAAGCAUUAAGCCCCGAUCAGAUUCCGAUCAGACACCAGUCACUGCUGCCAUCUGCUAUGGAAGAUGACUUACGUUUCACGGGCUCCUCAACGCUGCCGCCCAAGAAAACCGAUUCAUCGAUCCUAGACCCAGCUUGGAGCGAGUCUGUAAAUGCGAAAUUCACAAUUGCUGACAGCAGCCAAGCGGUGGACUCAUCCAAUAUGGACGAUCAGCACCUGCCCGAAUCACGGUAUUCUGAACUAUCCCUGUUGAGUACUCAUACCAGGGAGAUAUAUGAAUCAACCUCCUGGCUCGAUACUAUCGACGAGUCUGGAGCAUCUUCUCCUGCCUCGCUGAGAUCCAAGGCAUCUUCGAUCUAUCUCCGACAAAGAAGGAGCCGCCGUCUCAGCCACGGCACGGAAGCAGAAUUUGAUGCUGCCCUUGAUGCAGCCGUCGAGGCUGCUUAUGACGAAGGCCUUGAACCGGUCGAAGAACAUGACAGAUAUGACGACGACGACGAUAUUGUGGCAAAUGCCCGUAGAAACGUGGAACUAGCGAAGCAGAAAGUAAGGGAAGCGGAAAUGGAAGCAGAGUUCGCUAUGAAUCGAGGCCGAGAUUUACGGCGACUCCAGGAACAGGCAGAGGCAGACUUCGAUCAUGCAAACGGUGCGACGUCAGAUUACCUGGACGAAGAAGCCGAGGAAGAGGAGCGCAUCCUGGAGGAAAUGACCCGCGGCUAUAUCAUGGAUGAUUUUGAGUUCGAUAUCCAAUCCAAGUCUGCUCUUCCUCGACAGUCAGACUCCAGCAGUUUCUCCGGUAGAACGUGGGAGAGUUCCGCUGCAUCAAACGCCACCACGGCCGCCGCGACGGCCGCAGCUCUAUCCCCGCUUGCUGAGGAUUCAGUCUUGCCACUGGAGGAUAUCAGAGCAGAACAGAAGAGCUCAUCCCUUUCGAAAAAUCUACCUACCUUGCCUGCGGUACCGGACGACACGCCGGCUGAAUCAACGGUAUUGCCUGGCGUUCGAGCACGAAGGAUGUCUAGUCGGACUUCCUCAGAGCUGAAGAUUGAGACCAGUCCAUACGCGACUAAGCCCAAGUCUGAUACCUCCAGCCAGGAUCAGCCCUCCGAACCGUUUCCCCCACCGCCGCUUCCAAAAGAUGAACCGCCCGCCGGAAAUGGGAUCUUUGGCAGGGUAGACGAAGAAACCGCCAAGUUGUCAAAGGUGCCAUCACCAGUUCGCCCCAUUGGUAAGGUGCCAUCAGCACCAGACAACCUCAACAAGAUCAACCCGAGCUUAAACCCCUUCCGCGCCCGGAAUGUAUCUGUGCCGAUACCGGAAACCUCUGCUUACUCUCCGGAAACCCCUUCGAGCAGCGCGUUUCCCGCCAUAGACGCCCAAACAGCGGCCGCAACUGCGACAGUACCUAUCUUACCCACGCCGACUGGGACUGGAUUCGCACCAAAUGGCAUUCCUAGUGAUGGACUUUAUCUAUUCGACAGCCAUAUUCAUUCACCGACGAGCCUGGGCUCUCCUAAUCUUAUGGCUGCCAAUGCUCCUUUACCCCUGGAGCCAUGCCCGGAAUCUUUCCUUCUACGACCAUUCUGGCUGAUGCGCUGUAUUUACCAAACAGUUGCUCAUCCACGUGGAGGCUACUUGACAACAAAGCUCUUCAUCCCACGUGACAUAUGGCGUGUCAAGAAUGUCAAAUUAAAGGCCGUUGAAGAAAAGGUGUCGAACUGUGACUUAUUGACAGCAGCUUUGCUGAAACUAGCCAAGGUCGACACAUACGAUGCAGAUGCUGUACUCGAGGAAAUGCAAUCUCUUGAGACUGUGCUGGAUCAGGUACAAGCUUCACUGACCAAGAAGAUUGGCAGUGAGGUGGGCGUGCAGGGAGCCAUGCCACUCUUCAGAUCCUCACACCCCUCGGAUGACCCGACAGUGAUUGAAGCUCCCCCUGCAAAGACCUCAAGUGGACCAAGUAAAUCGUACUUGAGCUCCUGGAGAAAGCUGCGAUCCAAAAACUCGGGCAUUGGUGGAACAACAAUGCUGUCGAGUACACGAGAGCCCAGCAAAGAUAAUUUGACUAUCUCAUCGCUUCCGAUGACACCAGUACCGAACUCCCACCCUAAGCGUGAUACAACACAGCUGCAGUUCAGCGGGCCCAACUCGAAUUAUAUGGGUGCUCUAGCGCGGCUUUGUGACGCAGCUCAAGUGCUAGGUAAUUAUAUUCCCGUGCUUCCAAAUAUGUCUCAACUUUACUGA